Molecule: messenger RNA, 3518 nt
Organism: Chelmon rostratus (copperband butterflyfish)
Lineage: Eukaryota; Metazoa; Chordata; Actinopteri; Chaetodontiformes; Chaetodontidae
Product: myotonin-protein kinase
Exons: 15
Coding region: 494-2308 (604 amino acids)
Biological process (GO): actomyosin structure organization; peptidyl-threonine phosphorylation
Cellular component (GO): cytoplasm; cytoskeleton
Molecular function (GO): ATP binding; protein serine/threonine kinase activity
Source: RefSeq, a predicted model, not a curated record
CCAAAAAAGGUCUGGAGUCAGAGCUGGAGAAAUUGCAGGCUUGACAGAUGCUGCACACCCAUGGGGAGAGAAGAAUAAAGAGAGAGACAAAGAUAGACAGAGAGAGAGGAGGGGACUGAGACUUAAUUACAAACAGCACAGAGGACAACUGUAAGUGACUAUAAACUCGAGGCAGGGAGGAAGAGAGGGCAUGAAGUGUUAAAACUGGAUGUUUGCAUAGAAAAGUCACACUCCUGUACUGUGAUCGUGCAGAGCGCAGAGACAGAAAAGUCACAAGGGCCGGGGGGUGGGGUUAGAUGGUGAUCCAGAAAGAGAUCCAGCGAGUGAGUGUGGGGGGCAGACCAAAAAAGAUAGUGAGGGUGGGCUUAACUGCAAACUGUAAAUCCAGAGGUAGAAGAAGAUCCAGCUUGUCUCACUCUAAAUCCAGCACACCAUGGAUGCCAGCGUUUCACCAGGACUCUAAAGGAAAAGGACUCCUCAGCCACUGGGCGCCAUGUCAACGGGCCCUGGCCUUGGUGGACUUGACCUGGCCGAGGGCCCCCGGACCACGGGACCUGUUGGGCUCCAGACCUUGUUGGAUCUUCUGGUAGGCGUCUACCAGGAGUUUUACUCCUCGUCCUUCGCAAGGGAGAAGUAUGUCUCUGGUUUCCUGCAAUGGGCUGAGCCCCUGGUGAGGCAAGUGAAGAGGACUCGCAUCAAAAGAGAAGACUUUCACAUCCUGAAGGUGAUCGGCCGAGGCACAUUCAGUGAGGUUGCUGUGGCGAGGAUACGAAGCACACAACAGGUGUAUGCUCUGAAGAUUAUGAAUAAGUGGGACAUGCUGAGGCGAGGAGAGACUGCAUGUUACCAGGAGGAGAGGGAGGUUUUGUUGAGAGGUGACAGACGCUGGAUCACAGAGUUGCACUAUGCCUUUCAGGAUGACAACUAUCUGUACCUGGUGAUGGAUUAUUAUGUAGGGGGGGACCUGUUAACUCUGCUCAGUAAAUUUGGAGACCGGAUCCCUGAGGAUAUGGCUCAGUUCUACCUGGCUGAGAUGGUCAUGGCCAUUGACUCUGUCCACAGACUGGGUUAUGUACACAGAGACAUCAAACCUGACAACAUCCUGCUAACAGCUGACGGACACAUCAGACUAGGGGACUUUGGCUCCUGUAUGAGGGUCCAGGAGGAUGGGAUGCUACUGAUUUCAUUGCAGGUUCAGUCGUCUGUAGCAGUCGGGACACCCGACUAUUUGUCUCCAGAGAUUCUAAGGGCAGUCGAGGGAGGUGGACGUUAUGGUCCUGAGUGUGACUGGUGGGCUCUGGGUAUCUGUGCCUAUGAGAUGCUGCUGGGGACCACGCCCUUCUACGCAGAGUCCAUCUCUGAAACAUACGCAAAGAUCAUCCACUUCCAGGAGAAUUUUGAGUUCCCCUCUUCUGGCCCUGAGAUUUCUGACAAGGCUCGUUCCUUCAUUACUGGGCUCAUCUGUGAGAGGGAAGUCCGCCUGGGGAGGAAAAGCUUCAGUGAUUUCAGGAACCAUCCAUUCUUUACUGGGCUGGACUGGGGUUCCCUGCAUAAACUCCCUGCCCCCUUCCUGCCUGAAGUAUCUAAUCCGACUGACACCUCCAACUUCGACAUUCUGGAUGACUGUCUCAGUGAAAUGGAGCUGCUAUCUGAUGUAAUGGACAGAGCUCCAGUAGGAAUACACUUGGCUUUUGUUGGAUACUCUUACACCGCUACCAGUCAGACUGGUGCCAUCGACCGCAGUCAGGACAUCAUGAUGCAGAUUGACCACACAAGGCUCAGGGACUACGAGAGUUUUUACACACCAGAGAAACUGAGCCAGCUGUGGAAGCUCACAGAGGCUUUACCGGACCACCUGCCUGCACUGCUGGAGCUCCCACUCACUCUGGAGCAAGGGCCAACAUCCACCCACACCACCACCGACAAGGAGGAGACUGACCAAAUAUCAGGACUCAAUGAAGACUUGCAAAGACGUUUACAAGAUGCAGAGAGGAGAUAUUGUGAGCUGGAGAAAGAAAUGGCGCGAUUGAAGGGGGAGAUGAAGGACUGGAGAGCUCCCAAAGAGACAGAGCUGAGUAUCUGCCCAGCAUCUCUUGCUCUGCCUGCCUACUAUGUGGAUGCACCAGGGGAUAGGGAGAGAGUGGCCACAGCUUGCCAUUACCCACUGGUGAUACCUCUGCACCGCCACCUGGUCCUGUUCCACAGGGUUCGCCUGCCACAGGUGAGGUGUGAGUCAUAUCUGCUGGUGUGUGCAGAAGGUGGGGAGCUCCAAGCUUGGGAGAGACACUGGUGUACUGAGCUCUCCUAAAUGCACCUGCUGACUUCUCCCACUAUAACAGGACAAAGUGCUGAGCCCCUGCUCUACGCUCACUCCGUGCCCCACUCCUCAGCCUUAACUCCCCAAGAUAAAGGAAAAGCCGGUCUAAGAGACUUUUAAUGAGAGCUUCUGAGCGUGUCAUCACUGUAUGAGAUUUUCAGAAUGAUGAGAAAGCCAGGUUAGGCUGCUGGGAGCUAAGGAAGAAAUGAUGAGGACAUCUUCUGACCUACCUUGCCAGCUUACCAGACUGAAUGUCACAAUAGAGAUGCACUGAGUUCAGACCUCACUCGCACUGAUGUGUGACAAUGACAGUGAUGUUUGAGUGGCGCAGAGAGGGGCAAGGGAAAUCGCUCCAUGAGCAUAGACUGCUAUCUUCAGGUAUUUCAGCCCAUAUAGGUGCAGUUGCUACAGUGAAUGUAAUUUCUCUUUGCCUUCUCUCUGUACCGUGUAUCUGCACCCAGGGGUGGUUUGUACUUUUGUUGCACUACUAUAGGCAUGUUUUUGCUGUGCCUGUGUUCAAAAGGUUACUCAUAAUUACUAUGACAUCUGUACAGUAUACUAAUUUAUGCCAUACCACCACUGGCACUUACAGUGUGACCCUAAUUCCCUGAAUAAUACUGAGGGUAUGCUUUUUUCCUCAGUUGUACCUGCGGCCCCCAGUAAUGACGUGCACUACUACUCUGCUGAUACUCUUCUGCUAGAGCUGUUGGCUGCUGCAGCCCCCUCCACAGCCCCAACAUCAACCUCAUGUUGAAGCUUUGUUUAACAGGAGGUCGAAGUUGAAUUAUGUUUCUCGGCCAAACAAGAAAGUCUCUGGUUAACAUACCUGUAGGUAGAAUUGGAGGAUAAGCAGAGGAGUGUGGUUUCUUCACAUGACAAGCAACAAAAUUAUGGUUUACUGAUUUGGAUAAAACAUUUUGUGGAAAGCAGACUUUGCACUCAUGUGUUGCAUUUGCACUCUCUGUUUCAUAAUUUUUUAGCUACUUUGCUCCAUGUAUUGUAAGACUCAACAAAACUCUGACUUCAUUGACAGAAAUGUAAAACAUGACUUCUAAUACAAAGGAGAAUUUCCCCAGGGGACUCCAAACAGCUGGUGGGAACAGUAACCCCCUGUGCUCAUCGUCUGGUCUGCUGUGUUGCUUUGGUUUGUCUUAGUGCUCAAAAAUAUGUAAGGGAAAUCGAAGAAAUGUAUUUAGGAAGU